GCCCCGUCGUGCGGCUGCGGGCCAGGGGCUCUCUGAGCCCUCCGCCAGUCUCCGCGCUGCACUUUCGGCGCGAACUUGGGGGCGGCGGCCACCGUGCCUCUGGCGCCAGGACAAGGAGGAGCUUCCAGCCGCGUCGCACGCAGCCGCUGGGGACGCGGAGCCGGCGCGGCGAACAGUGAGAGGACCGGCGGCCGUCUCGGACUCCCGGCGCCGCAGCGCCCUGCUCCGCUCCCCGGCCACAUCUAGGGAGAAGGAAUCCUGUCCGUGCCACUUCGCUCAGGCUUCCGCUUGUCCCCGGCUCGGGGACCUAAUGCGACAGGCGCCGCUGGACGGACGGCUGUGCGCGGCGGAGAGCGGAGAUCCCCGGCCGUGGAGUCCCGCACAUGUCUCUGCGGUCAUCGCGCCCGGGCCUCGGCGGCACUUGCAACUGAAGCUACAGCACACCCCCUCAUCGUGGAUUGUUUCCAGCAUCCAGACCUCCACAUGUCAGCAGUAGGCUCCUGAUGCGGUCCAUCCUUCUCCACCCCUCCUCACUGUUUACAAAGAGAGAGGGCCUUCAGGAAACACACCCCAAAAGUGCAGAUUUAUUUAUUAAUUCAAGUAUUCGAACCGUCCUGAAAACCAUCUCCAUAAUCAUCCCCUCUGCCUUUGGAUCCUGUUUCAGACAGGCCAGCCAUGAAAGGGUACCUAGUGGCCCUAUUCUUGAGUUGCGUCUUCCUCUAUUAUGUGCUACACUGUAUCCUGUGGGGAACAAAUGGCUAUUGGGUACCAUCUAUGGAUAUCAAGAGUAAAAAUAUCAACACUUGUCCAAAAAAGCCAGCUUUCAGCUCUCUCCUAAGGUUUCCCCAGUUUUACCCCUUUCUGUGUACAUCUGAUUUUGCAAGGAUUACUUCUAUGUACGGUACCAAUAAUUUUGUUUUACCCUAUGGGAUAAAGUCAUCAGCGGUAUAUUUUCGAACUGUCCUUUCAAAACUGCAGAGUUGUGAUCUCUUUGAUGAGUUUGACAAUGUGCCGUGUAAAAGGUGUGUGGUGGUCGGUAAUGGAGGCGUGUUGAAGAAUAAGACAUUAGGAGAAAAAAUCGACUCCUAUGAUGUGAUCAUAAGAAUGAAUAAUGGUCCUGUUUUAGGACAUGAAGAGGAUGUUGGAAGAAGGACAACCUUCAGGCUUUUUUAUCCAGAGUCUGUCUUUUCAGAUCCCACUCACAAUGAUCCCAAUACCACGGCAGUUCUCAUUGUCUUUAAGCCACAGGAUUUAAGGUGGCUCUUGGAAAUAAUGAGCGGUACCAACAUAAACACUAAUGGUUUUUGGAAGAAGCCAGCCUUAAACUUGAUCUAUAAGCUAUACCAAAUCAGAAUAUUAGACCCAUACAUUAUCAGAGAAGCAGCUUAUCACCUGCUUCAUUUUCCCAAAGUUUUCCCCAAAGAUCAGAAACCCAAACACCCCACGACAGGAAUUAUUGCCCUCACACUGGCAUUUCACAUAUGCAGUGAAGUUCACCUUGCUGGUUUCAAGUACAACAUUAACAACCCAAACAGUCCUUUACACUACUAUGGGAAUGCUACCAUGUCUUUGAUGAACAAGAACGCAUAUCACAAUGUGACUGCAGAGCAGCUCUUUUUAAAGAGAAUUAUAGAGAAAAAUAUGGUAAUCAACUUGACUCAAGAUUGACCAUACAGAUUCAAAAGAUGAUGCUAAAUAGUAUUAGUUUUAUUUUUGUACUGAAAAUUUUAGUUUAUUUUUAAAUAUGUUGGAUGAACUCAUCAAAUAAUUAUUAUAUAUAUUGUCUGUUGCUGCCUGGUGAUUUAUAACCACCAGCUUAAUUUCUGUGAAUAUAUUUAUGAAAUACAAAACAAACCUUUUAGUUAUGAUAUCAGGGAAUUAUGUAAAGUUUUGACUGUUGUUUAAAACAAGCUGGUGUUUUAAAAUACCUUUUGUACUUCCUUCAGCUUAGAGUUCUAGGUGAUUUAGUUGAUGUCACUAGUUUUGAUGGUCACAUGUCAUUCUGAGACAAUUAUUUAUUUGUUAUUCCUGCCAUAUGACUGGGGGCCAAGUGCAGGAAACUAGAACCACUUGGUUUUGGAAGUCCAUGGUGUGGUGUUCAUAGAGGUUUAAUUAAGUUCCCCAUGCAAUUAAUUAACUAGUAAUAACUUGCAGUGUUAGGAAGUAAAUCAGUCUUUUUUAUAUAUGCUAAGAUGAGCACUCUCACCUUGAUGAGCAUCCUGAGAUUUUUGGAAGGUGUGGGAUGAGGCAGAUUCUUACUAUGUAGCCUAGACUGGCCCCAAGAACUUGGGUUCUUGCCUCACCUUCCCAAGUUUUGGGAUUACAAUUGUGUACCAUUGUAUCCUACAGCAUCAUGUUUUAAAUUAAAAGAAAAAAAAAGCAUUUUUUAAAAUUGGUUUAUGUAAGCUCUGGACGGCUGAGAACUACAGUGCAGUCCAGGCUGGUCUUGAACUCAGAGAUGGGCCUACCUCUGCCUCCGGAGGGCAGGGAUAAGGUCAAGAAUGAGAAACUUAAGUAUUUUCCCAGUUUAAUGUAUCCAUUGACUCUUAAAUGUUUAUUUGAAGCAAAUUAGAAAAGUAAACCAAUGAAAGUAAAGCCUUAA
Messenger RNA from Arvicola amphibius (Eurasian water vole), 2602 nucleotides. It is a transcript of the gene St3gal6, whose product is annotated as ST3 beta-galactoside alpha-2,3-sialyltransferase 6. Gene Ontology annotation, biological process: glycolipid biosynthetic process. The record is from RefSeq and is a predicted model, not a curated record. Gene Ontology annotation, molecular function: beta-galactoside alpha-2,3-sialyltransferase activity. Lineage: Eukaryota; Metazoa; Chordata; Mammalia; Rodentia; Cricetidae.